Molecule: messenger RNA, 2866 nt
Organism: Engraulis encrasicolus (European anchovy)
Lineage: Eukaryota; Metazoa; Chordata; Actinopteri; Clupeiformes; Engraulidae
Exons: 14
Coding region: 2-2866 (954 amino acids)
Biological process (GO): protein ubiquitination
Cellular component (GO): cytoplasm
Molecular function (GO): ubiquitin protein ligase activity; protein binding; zinc ion binding
Source: RefSeq, a predicted model, not a curated record
UAUGGCAUCUAAAUCUUUCUCUGAAGAGGAUUUCUCCUGUCCUGUGUGCUGUGAAAUCUUCAAGGAUCCUGUCGUCCUCUCCUGUAGUCACAGCAUCUGUAAGGUUUGUCUAAAGCAGUUCUGGGACACCAAAGGAUCCAGAGAAUGCCCAGUCUGCAGGAGAAAAUCAUCAAUGGAUCACCCUCCAAUCAGCCUAACACUGAAGAACCUGUGUGAGGCAUUCUUACAGGAGAGAGGUCAGAGAGCUUCAGCAGGGUCUGAGUUGCUCUGCAGUUUACACAGUGAGAAACUCAAACUCUUCUGUCUGGAGGACAAACAGCCUGUGUGUUUAGUGUGCAGAGACUCAAAGCUACACAGAGGGCACACCUUCAGUCCCAUAGACGAAGCAGCAUUUGAAAUCAAGGAGGAAUUCAAAAUCAAACUGCCUGCCAUGACAAAGAAACUGGGGAUAUUUAAAGAAGUUAAACUUGUCUGUGACCAAACAGCAACAUACAUUAAGACUCAGGUCCAGAACACAGAGAAGCAGAUCAUGCAGGAGUUUGAGAAUCUUCACCAGUUUCUACGAGAUGAAGAGGCAGCCAGGAUAGCUGCACUGAAGGAGGAAGAGGAGCAGAAGAGUCAGAUGAUGAAGGAGAAGAUUGAGAAGAUGAGCAGAGAGAUCUCAUCUCUUUCAGACACAAUCAGAGCCAUAGAGGAGGAGAUGGAAGCUGAUGAUGUCACAUUCCUGAAGAACUACAAGAGCACAGUGGAAAGAGCCCAGUGCACACUGCAGGAUCCAGAGAAGUUUUCAGGAGCUCUGAUCAAUGUGGCAACGCACCUGGGCAACCUGAAGUUCAGAGUCUGGAGGAAGAUGCAGGAGAUUGUUCAAUACACUCCUGUCACUCUGGAUCCCAACACUGCGAAAGCCAACCUCAUCCUGUCUGAGGAUCUGACCAGUGUGAGACGUGGUGAUGAGAUACAGCAGCUUCCUGAUAAUCCAGAAAGAUUUGAUAAGUAUCACUGUGUCCUCGGUUCUGAGGGCUUUAACUCAGGGACACACAGCUGGGAUGUGGAGGUUGGGGAUAACCCAUGGUGGUAUGUGGGUGUGAUGACAGAGUCUCUCCAGAGGAAGGGAGUCUACUUUUCCAUGAGUGGACGGUGGUAUGUGUGGUAUAAAGAUGAUAAAUAUAGAGCAGGUGCCUCACCACAGCCUGAAACUCUCCUGACAGUGAAGCAGAAACUCCAGAGGAUCAGAGUGCAGCUGGACUGGGACAGAGGAAAGCUGUCAUUCUCUGACCCUGAUAAUAACACACACCUACACACCUUCACACAAACGUUUUUUGAGAGCGUGUUUCCAUACUUCAACACAGUCUCUCCUCUGAAGAUACUUCCAGUUAAGGCCUCAACCGUCAUGGGCAAUGUCUUUACCGUCAUUAGGCUAUAUACAGCUGCAGGGGCUAUCCUGUCUUUCAAACCGACAAUGGCAUCUACAUCUUUCUCUGAAGAGGAUUUCUCCUGUCCUGUGUGCUGUGAUAUCUUCAAGGAUCCCGUCCUCCUCACCUGUAGCCACAGCAUCUGUAAAGUUUGUCUGCAGAAAUUCUGGGAAAUCAAAGGAUCCAGAGAAUGUCCAGUUUGCAGGAGGAGAUCAUCAAAGAUGAACCCUCCUCUUAAUCUGCACCUGAAGAACCUGUGUGAGACAUUCUUACAGGAGAGGAGUCAGAGAGCUUCAGCAGGGUCUGAGGUGCUCUGCAGUCUGCACAGUGAGAAACUCAAGCUCUUCUGUCUGGAGGAUAAACAGCCUGUGUGUGUAGUGUGCAGAGACUCAAAGCUACACAGAGGCCACACCUUCAGCCCUGUAGAUGAAGCAGCACUUGACAAUAAGGAGAAUCUCAAGAUCAAACUUGAGCCCCUGAAAAAGAAACUGAAAACAUUUGAAGAAGUUAAACUCACCUUUGAUCAAACAGCUACACACAUAAAGACUCAGGUCCAGGAUACAGAAAGGCAGAUCAAGCAGGAGUUUGAGAAUCUUCACCAGUUUCUACGAGAUGAAGAGGCAGCCAGGAUAGCUGCACUGAGGGAGGAAGAGGAGCAGAAGAGUAAGAUGGUGAAGGAGAAGAUUGAUAAUUUGAACAGAGAGAUCUCAUCUUGUUCAGACACAAUCAGAGCCAUAGAGGAGGAGAUGAACGCUGAAAAUGUCACAUUCCUGCAGAACUACAAGAGCACAGCAAAAAGAGCCCAGUGCACACUGCAGGAUCCAGAGAGGCUUUCAGGAGCUCUGAUCAAUGUGGCAAAGCACCUGGGCAACCUGAAGUUCAGAGUCUGGGAGAAGAUGCAGGAGAUUGUUCAAUACACUCCUGUCACUCUGGAUCCCAACACUGCAGCUCAUAGUCUCAUCCUGUCUGAGGAUCUGACCAGUGUGAGACGUGGUGAUGAGAAACAGCAGCUUCCUGAUAAUCCAGAGAGGUUUGAUGAGUAUUCCAGUGUGCUGGGCUCUGAGGGCUUUAACUCUGGGACACACUGCUGGGAUGUGGAGGUUGGGGAGAACCCAUGGUGGAAUGUGGGUGUGAUGACAGAGUCUCUCCAGAGGAAGGGAGACUACACCUCCAUGAGUGGGCGAUGGUGUGUGUAUUAUAAACAUGGUAAAUAUGGAGUACGUGCCUCACCACAGCCCUCUACUCUCCUCACAGUGAAGCAGAAACUCCAGAGGAUCAGAGUGCAGCUGGACUGGGACAGGGGAGAGCUGAUAUUCUCUGACCAUGAUAGUAACACACACAUACACACCUUCACACACACCUUCACUGAGAGAUUGUUUCCCUAUUUUAACACUGGGGUGUUUCCUUUGAGAAUAUUGCCAGUGAAGGCCUCAGUAAGAGUAACAGAGAUGUAA